Messenger RNA from Helicoverpa armigera (cotton bollworm), 1297 nucleotides. RefSeq lists its product as uncharacterized. The transcript is spliced from 2 exons. The record is from RefSeq and is a predicted model, not a curated record. The coding region runs from base 58 to 1281 and encodes 407 amino acids. NCBI's taxonomy places the organism in Eukaryota, Metazoa, Arthropoda, Insecta, Lepidoptera, Noctuidae.
UUGUUGUUUUCGUUACAUUUCAGCCGAUGUAAAUAUUUACAUUUCACUUUGACUAAUAUGACGAAAUGUAGUGCACAUAAGUGUAAAAAUGUUGGAGUACACACCUUCCCUAAAGAUGAGAAACGAAGGAAACAGUGGGAAGCGGCUUUACGUAUAAAAGACUUUAAAGCAGGUAAAACUGCGCGUUUGUGUUCCGCGCAUUUCACUGAAGAGGAUUACUUUGGGCAAAGCAGAUAUACGAACUACAAACCACUGGCAAAGUUUUUAAAAAAGACAGCAGUGCCUACAGUCUUCAACUUUAAUAAGACAAAAAAUGAAAGUCGAUUGCAGUUAAGAAGCCAAAAGAAUCUUCCAGAAGAGUCGGCAGAAAGUGACCCACUAGCAUUACCUAGCAAUAGUAUAGAACUUGAAAGAAAUAAUUUGGUGGAAAUUAAAUGUGAAAAAGAAGCAACUACUAGAAACAGUAGGAAAAUACGGCCAACUCGAGAAUAUGUUUCAGUCUCCACUCAAAUUGAUCAUAGACUUGUCUAUGGAUCUAUAGCUAGGUAUAGAAAUAAUGAUGCCUUUAUAAAAUUCUCUACAGGUUUUGAGUCAUAUAAAAAGUUUUAUUUAGUCUACUCAACUCUCAGCCCGAUGGUGCAUAAAAUUACUUAUGAAAAUAAUUUAGUUAGUCUAAGUACGGAGGACCAGUUUUUCAUGACUAUGAUGAAGUUAUGGCAAAACAAAUGCAAUUAUGAACUCAGUAUGUUUUAUGAUAUCAGUGAAAGCACUGUGUCUAUUAUAUUUCAAACUUGGGUGAACUUUAUUUAUAAGAAUUGGGGUAAAAUAGAUGUUUGGCCCAAAGAUGAAAUGGCUAUUUAUUAUUUGCCAAAAAUAUUUAAACACUUUCAUUUGAAUAUUGAAGUUAUGUCAGGUGGUACACAAAUUAAAGUGGAAAAGAACUCAAAAACUGAUGAAAAAAUAAGUAGCCACAAAGAUGUUAAUACAUCAAGAAUUAUAGUUGGGGAAAUACUUGGUUUAAUAUCAGGACAAUCAAGUGAACAGAAUGAUCUAGUUACCAAGUCCAAAACUGGAAAUCUAGAUGACACAGUAUUGCCAGACAAAAAUAUGCUAAUAAAUACAAGUGAACAUAUUGAAAGAAUAAUAGAAAUAAGUAAAACUUUUAAAAUUUUACAACAUGCCUUGAACCCUGACUUAGUUCCAAUAGCAAGUAAAAUAUUUUUUGUAUGUUUUAUGUGUUGCUAUUUUAGAGAAGGUAAUAUAAGGGAGGAAGAUCAAUAAAACAAUUGUUGAUUCA